UAUGGCUGGCAGCCACUGAACCCCAGGCGGGAAGUCCGUUUGGGGAUGGAAGAAGAUGGAGGAUGUUGUGGUACCCCAUUACAGCAAUAGCAUCUCUGGUAACAGCCAUGGACACGGUAGAAGGUGGCAGGAAUGAUAGUGUGGUCUGUUAUAAGUAGCUACAGUACACCUGGGAUGACAGCAGAAAGAUGUUUCACCACUUCUUAGUUCAUGCAGCUUUUCAGACCAGCAGGUGGCUUCCAAGAGACCAAAGGCUGAAAUUUCAGAUCGUUCUUUUCAUCUUCGUGGUGCUUUUCCUCGCUCCACAGUUGUACGUCUUGUGCAGGCCAAAGUCUUCUCGCUAUUGUGAAAAGCCGCUGUUAAACAACUUAAUAGUCUUCAUUGUGUUCUCCUUUAUAGCAACAGGUUUGGCUGUAGUCCUCACACUCACAGAUCCCGUUCCCAAGAUUUUUAGGGUGGCGUAUCACUUAUUUGGAUUGUUCUCAUUUACCUGCGGUCUCUUUACGGCCGCACUUACCCUGACUGCACCUCAGUGUGCAAACACCACCCCAGAGUUGUAUAUAUUUUCAUUGGUAGUCUCUUGGGCUUGCAUACUCUCAACAGUUUUCUUUAUGGUCAGAGGAAGUCUUUUCCUGAUCCAUUCCCUCUGGGGUGAAAUAUGAGUCCUAUUCUCUGUGUGGCCUUCUGCUGACACUGAAUACAGGCUGCCCGACAGUUGUUUGGCGAGGAACUGGGCGCUAUUAAAGUCAUGCCCAAAUGGCUUCUCCAGUACCACCCUUAGCCACACGUCAGCCACGGGACGACAGGUGCUGUUAAUCUUUUCUGCAAUGUCCGCGUACGUGAACGCUGGGACGGACAAGUAGAAGAGCCUGCCUGCUUCCACCAUUCCCUCCUGCUCCAUCUGCUGUUUGAUGUGCUGGUUGAGCUUCUCGUAGUCUUCAAGGGUCUUCAGCUGGCGAUACUGAGAGAGAUGGAGAAACUGCUCUUUGACCAACGCACAGCGCUCUGCGGAGAGCUCCGGAGGGCAAGCCAGCUCCUUCAAGAUCCCAAACAGCAUGGCCGUGCCCUUCUCAUCGGGCGAAAGGGCACCGGCGUAAAAUGAGAAGGUGUGUCCUUUGCCCACCUGGUCUGCGUAAAGCUGGAAGAAGCCUUGCCACAGGUACUUCCUUGCCAGAUCCCCCGUUCCACCCACGAUGACCACAGACACAUGACCUUGCUUAGACUCGCUUAUAUCUGUGUGACCUCUUUGCCAGUAUAUGAUGGCCAAUAGCAGCAGUUCCCAUCUCAUUCUCAGCAUUGUAAUGCCAAGCACCUUCCCUUGAGAAAAAAAUAAGAUGAAUGAGUUAUAAAUGAGCCAUCAAUUAAUUUUAUGAAUAUAUUUGAAUGUUUCAAAACAUGGAUUCGAGUACUGCACUUCAAAAAGUAAAAAAAGUCCAAACCACUAAAACUACAUUGAUUAGUAGCUUGAUUAUUGAGUUAAUUGGUUGUUUAUGACUGCUUAUAGAUUUCACCAAAGGCUACACAUGCAGGAACUCUGUAAAAUGUUAACCUUAUGCAAAUAUUUGUCUGAUGAUUACAAUCUUCACAAAAGCACAUGAUGCUGCUGUCAACAGACUAAGAUGAGACUUAAAUAUACACAUCAUAAAAAGAAUUGAACAUCUGGAUGAAAAUGAUAAAAAGGAGCAAAAAUUUAGAUCACUGAUUUAUUUGCAUCUACUACAUUGUAUGCUUUAAAUGACUUUUUUAUAACUUUUAAAUAUUUUGUUCAACUUGGUGUUGGCAGUUUAACAUUUUGCAGUAUUGGGACAUCAGCGAGCGAUUUCUCAGAACAAACACAAACCGUUAUGUUGAGUUAAAAUGAGUCAUGUUCGCAAGUCAUGGUGCUUCUAAAUGUUUAACGGUUUUUUAACAUCCUUGUCUGAAAAGUUAGGUCCUGAAUAAGUGUAGUCCAUUGAACAUAUGUUCAUCAUGUAAUGUCAGUUUUAUUAUGGGACAUUUAAGAGAUAGUUAACUAUAGUGUGGAUGAAAUGCCCAAGACGACAUACGCUACUGGCAUCCCUGAACCAUACCGUUUACUCUCAAAAUCAAGGUUAUGCCAACAGACCCAAAACAAACACCACAUUUACGGUAAAAUGGACAGUGGUUACGCAACCCUGCUUCAAAGAGAAAUUAGAGAAAUCUUAAAAACCAUAAUAUAAUCCUUUGAUCUCAUAAGAUAAAGAUAUUGGUAGUAAUGUUUGUUGAAGAAUGCAGAUGAAUCGAGUUUAAAUGCCUAUUUCAGCUAUUGCUCACCAGUAAA
This is a messenger RNA of Paramisgurnus dabryanus, 2299 nucleotides long. RefSeq lists its product as uncharacterized. Lineage: Eukaryota; Metazoa; Chordata; Actinopteri; Cypriniformes; Cobitidae. The record is from RefSeq and is a predicted model, not a curated record.